UUAGACCGUGUUCACAUGUGCAUCAAGGUUUCUGGCUUGUCCUUGCAGCAACCUUUCCGUGAUGUCCAUGUGCGUCCUGAAACAGACAACCCUCUGGAUCACGCUGCAAUAAAGAACAGAAUGGCGGAAGAAGGUGACCGGAGUAAUGAGAGCGGCAGAAAGGAAACUGUGGCUGCAGAUCCUAAUAGAGGAGUUGCUCCAAUUAAACCUCAGUUUUUAACGACAAAGGAUGAAUUCCAUGCUUAUAUAGAUGCAGAGGGUAAAGAAAACCCAGAGGGAUCAGUCGAUUCUGAGCAGUGCAAGGACGAUGAUGAGAGUAACUAUGCGGCCGAACCGCCAGAAAAAAAAGCUAAAUUGGACGAAGAGGACAAGAAGAGGGGGAGAGGGCAGAACAAGAGUCGUCCACAUGUAAAAUAUCACCAGCUCGAGCAGAAUCCGCUGUGUCCUUCUAUUGUACAGGAACGCCCCAGUAAAUGUUUCUACGGAAACAAAUGCAAGUUUCUGCAUGACCGUGAGAAAUACAUGUCAGGGAAGCUUGAAGACAUCGGACCUAAAUGUUAUCUGUACGAGACCUUGGGCAAAUGCAUAUACGGGAUCAGCUGCCGCUUUGCCAAAUCGCACUUGGACGACGGUUAUAAAAAUCUAAUAAACGAGGAGCUGGUGAAACAACGGGAAGGAAAAGUGCCGGUGAGGAACAAUCUGGACAAGAACGUGCAGACGCAGCUGCGCAAGAAGAAGUAUAGCUUUGAGAAGUCUAUGGAGUACCUGAAGUAUUUGUACGAAUACCGAAAAAAGAACUGGAAUAAGGAAAAGAAAGCGGGGGUGAAGGGUGAGUCCAAGGGGAACACGCAGGAGGAUGCUGCGCCUAGAGGAGGAGACCUUGAUGUGCGCGUGGAUACUGCAGGGGGCGCAAAGGGUUCAGAAGAGGCCCAGACUGCGCAGGAGGCCACAUUGGUGAAUAUGGGAGCUAUAACAGAUGAAGAUGUUAUAAAACUCAGGCCAUGUGAGAAGAAAACGAUUGAUUUCCGAGGCAAAUUGUACCUUGCGCCGUUAACUACAUGCGGGAAUCUUCCAUUUAGAAGAAUAUGCAAGCAGUAUGGCGCAGACAUCACGUGCGGAGAGAUGGCUAUGUGUACCAGCCUCCUCCAAGGCUUUCCUUCAGAAUGGGCUCUGUUGAAAAGACAUCACACUGAGGAUCUGUUCGGCGUUCAGCUAGAGGGCGCCUUCCCUGACACCAUGACCAAAUGUGCAGAGAUGCUCAACAAAACCAUUGAUGUUGACUUUGUGGACAUUAAUGUUGGCUGUCCAAUCGACUUGGUCUAUAAUAAGGGUGGAGGAUGUGCUUUAAUGUCCAGGGCAAACAAAUUUGAAGACAUUGUGAGGGGAAUGAACUUGGUUCUGGACGUGCCCCUCACCGUGAAGAUCAGGACUGGGGUACAGGAAAAGGUCAACCUGGCUCAUAAACUGAUUCCAGAGCUGCGGGACUGGGGGGCGUCACUGGUCACGCUGCACGGACGAUCCCGGGAGCAGCGGUACACAAAACUCGCAGACUGGGAGUAUAUUAAGCAGUGCGCUAAAAUUGCUGAUCCAAUGCCCCUUUUUGGUAAUGGCGAUAUAUGCUCUUUUGAGGAUGCAAAUCGAGCCUUGGAGACUGGAGUGUCGGGGAUCAUGGUGGCCAGGGGGGCACUGGUAAAACCUUGGCUUUUCACGGAGAUAAAAGAACAGCGCCACUGGGAUAUCUCCUCCUCAGAGCGGUUUGAUAUUCUCCGAGACUUUACAAACUAUGGACUAGAGCACUGGGGCUCGGACACGCGGGGGGUGGAGAGGACGCGGAGGUUCAUGCUGGAGUGGCAGUCCUUCCUUUGCAGGUACAUCCCAGUCGGUUUAUUGGAACGUGUGCCUCAGAAGCUGAAUGAGAGACCUCCGUACUAUAUGGGAAGAGAUUAUAUGGAGACGUUAAUGGCGAGUCAGAAUGCCUCUGACUGGAUAAAGAUCAGUGAAAUGUUGCUGGGUCCUGUUCCUCCGAACUUCACUUUCCUGCCUAAGCACAAAGCCAAUUCUUACAAGUGAAAUGUUUUAUUGUGAAGAGUUUUGACUGAACUUUUUUUAGGAUUUUUUUUUUUAAAAUAAACCUUCAAGGAUGUGCAUUACUGCAGUGCGUUGUUGACUA
Bufo gargarizans (Asiatic toad) is the source of this 2170-nucleotide messenger RNA. It is a transcript of the gene DUS3L, whose product is annotated as dihydrouridine synthase 3 like. The record is from RefSeq and is a predicted model, not a curated record. The coding region runs from base 16 to 2070 and encodes 684 amino acids. Gene Ontology annotation, molecular function: tRNA dihydrouridine synthase activity; metal ion binding; RNA binding. NCBI's taxonomy places the organism in Eukaryota, Metazoa, Chordata, Amphibia, Anura, Bufonidae. The transcript is spliced from 14 exons. Gene Ontology annotation, biological process: tRNA processing.